Molecule: messenger RNA, 483 nt
Organism: Peronospora matthiolae
Lineage: Eukaryota; Oomycota; Peronosporomycetes; Peronosporales; Peronosporaceae
Source: the annotation of a GenBank genome assembly
AUGAACAUGUUGGAAGUAGAAGACGACAGCUUUCACGUCACACGUGAAGGCUACUCCCAUCUGAGUGACUCAGAAUGGGAGGUAGUCGGCCGCAUGAGUGUGCUCAUGGGCGAACUCGCCAUCAGUGGUAUGUUGGAGUCUCUAAGCAGAGACCAGCAACAUGCUGCUAUCAACACGUUCCCACAAGGGGAACUUGCCGUCGAAAUACCGAAGAUGGCCUUGCUACAGCAGCAAGGCUCUCAUCAGUCGAUCGGCGGGCCGACACACACGCGUCUAUUCGAAAACUUGAAGAUCGAUAUCUCAAGGUACAAGGGAACAGAUGAAGAUUCCCUUUUAAGAUGGUUCGUCGAGUUAGACGACGCCAUCAGGGCCCGUCACAUCGAGGGUGACGGGAUGCAAUUCGCCUUCACUUUGCUUAAAUUUGACAGUACGAGCAAAGACUUGGACCUUAGGGCUCAAGCUUUACGACCCGAACGUGUUUGA